This is a messenger RNA of Symbiodinium sp. CCMP2592, 345 nucleotides long. The record is from the annotation of a GenBank genome assembly. Lineage: Eukaryota; Dinophyceae; Suessiales; Symbiodiniaceae.
AUGAUACCGUACAUCGGAAUGGUCAACUUUGCAGUGCAGUACUGCUAUCCCGGCUACGAGACGGCGCGCCUGCUGUUACAGGACAAGCCUUCGAGCCACCAACUGACACAGUGGACCUUCUACUGGAUGAUCUGUGCCAGUUUCCUGCAGCUUGAGAGCACGCUUCUAGCCCUCGUCGUGGAGUACGUGCCGCUGUACCUCGAGUUCAAGACCCUGUGCCUUCUGUGGCUGGUGCAUCCCAGCUACAAGGGUGCUCUAUGGUUGUGGCACAGCAAGCUGAAGGACGGAUCUUCAAACAGGUGUGCAAACACACGCGAAGGAAUUUUGGUCAUCGUGUGCUCAUAG